Cladocopium goreaui is the source of this 804-nucleotide messenger RNA. NCBI's taxonomy places the organism in Eukaryota, Dinophyceae, Suessiales, Symbiodiniaceae. The record is from the annotation of a GenBank genome assembly.
UAUUUCUUGCUGCCUGGUGCCUCCAGGGAUUCCACACGCACUUGUGCGAUACCAUUUUGCUGACCACUUUACUUCAAGGUGAAGCGAAACGAUGAAUCUUCCUCCAUUCAAUCCUGCAUUGCCUCUUGUUGAAUUACCUGCGGAGCAUUACACAGAUCUUCUGAGUGGAACAGUGAAAUGCUGGUUCGAGGAUCGAGGGUUUGGCUUUAUCACACCUGAUGGUGGCCAAGAAGAUGUUUUUGUCCACAAGAAGGUUUUGAAAGAUGGGCAAAGUCUCAUCAUUGGCAGCAACGUGAUGUUCAAUCUGAUUUACGAUGCAGACCGAAGACGCUUUCAGGCCACCCGAUGCUUUGGUGCAACGAUCCCGCCAGAGUCGCAGGUGCAUGAACGGAAAUGGCCUUUCUCUUUGGCAGAUCCAUGGCAAGAGCUUUACAGACCAGUUGGGGCUGAGCAUCUUGGAACCCAUUUGGAUGGUGUGCCAGAGCCUCUCCAAAGUGAGAGCAUGCCCGAAGCAGUCACAGCCAAAGCAGAAGUCAAGGAUACGACAGAGACGACCAAGGUGAAGCCCACUUCCAUUUACGAAUUCUUCGAGGACGACGCAAUGAUUUGAUUUUGACAUUUGACCAUUCUUGACCCAUUUUGCUCAUGAUUCGAUGAAUUUGAUUUCUAGAUCAGUUUCUUGGCUUUGAGGAUUUUGAAGUCAGUAGGGCUUGCUGGGAGACCGGCAUUUCGAUUUGCCACGGCUCCCGCCUGCGACUUUUGCGCAAGCCGGACCAUAGACGCAAAGGACGCCAAGGAAUGAAA